This is a messenger RNA of Aplysia californica (California sea hare), 651 nucleotides long. RefSeq names its product attractin (gene ATT). NCBI's taxonomy places the organism in Eukaryota, Metazoa, Mollusca, Gastropoda, Aplysiida, Aplysiidae. The record is from RefSeq and is marked provisional. Gene Ontology annotation, molecular function: mating pheromone activity. Gene Ontology annotation, biological process: sexual reproduction. Gene Ontology annotation, cellular component: extracellular region.
CGACUCGUCAUCCAAGUCUUCGAGCCUACGCUCCCCGUGAAAACAACAACACCAGCAGAAAAGAUGAAGGUUGCUAUCAUUAUCCUCAGUCUCGCUCUCGUAGCAGCUGUCUUCGCUGAUCAGAACUGUGACAUUGGUAACAUUACCAGCCAGUGCCAGAUGCAGCACAAGAACUGUGAAGAUGCAAACGGUUGCGACACAAUCAUUGAGGAGUGUAAGACGAGCAUGGUUGAACGUUGUCAAAACCAGGAAUUCGAGUCUGCCGCUGGCUCAACCACUCUUGGGCCUCAGUGAGUGAACUUGUGAGUGACCUUCACGCGCUGCAGAUCGGCUCUGAGUGUGAGAACAACUUGCAUACAACCCUACGCACGCACGUGAAGUCGCCGCAAACACACACACACACACACACACUCAAACACACACACACUUACACACACACACACACACACACAGUCACUGAUAUUAGAAACUCAAUAAAAAAUAUUAUGGUCUCGAUUCAUUGAGUCUAACCUUCUUCAUAAUUAUCUAUAGUUUUGUGAUUGUAAAAAAAAUUAUGAAAACUUUCAGAGGAAACCCCGCGGACGUAGUGCUUAAAACGGUGUCCUCCAGGAUUCAGUAGAGUUUGGAAACAAUAAAAUACAGGGUAAUUUA